Messenger RNA from Saprolegnia diclina VS20, 1317 nucleotides. RefSeq lists its product as hypothetical. Lineage: Eukaryota; Oomycota; Saprolegniomycetes; Saprolegniales; Saprolegniaceae. The transcript has 4 exons. Bases 1 to 1317 code for a protein of 438 amino acids. The record is from RefSeq and is a predicted model, not a curated record.
AUGACCGUGGUCGCGACCGAUGCGCCAAUGCUUGUGCUCUUCAUCGCGGGUUGGUACCUCCCACCGGUGCUGUGGAUCUACUACCGCCGCGCCCGCCACAUCUGUCUCAAGUACCGGCUCCCACGCCGCACCGCUGUGCCCAUGUUGCUCCUCACGGUCUACGCGCUCCUGAUGCCAGCAACGAGCGUCUUUGGGAAGAACUGGCCGAGUAUUGGGAGCUACGUCCUCACAUUUAUUGUGAUUCCCAUGGCGCUGGUCUUCUUUAUCAUUACCGAGACCAUGAUCGUCGUGCUCUUUCAGAUCACAGAGCUGCUCAUGCUGCCACAGUCCAGCACGCCGCGCAAAGUCCGGCGGCUCAUUCUAUAUCGAUGGCUAUUGCAUCCGCCCAUCCAGAUCGUCCUCUCCGCGCUCGUCCUCGUCGGGCUUGUCGUACCGUUCUUGCGCAUCGAUGCCAAGACUCUCUUCCUGCCCGACGCCAUUGGCACAGUCUCGCCGCAGUACCAGGAAUUCACUUCGAUUCUCAUUGUUGAAAUCGUCGGCCUCCUCCUUCUCGUGCUGGUCCUUUCGUGGUACAUCAGCCACGUUGUCGACAACUUUGGGCUGCGUCGCUCGUACCAACAGACCUUCCGCGGCAUUGUCCUCGUCCUUGUCCUCAUCGUGCUCGCGCGCGUCGCCGCCGACGGCGUGCAGGACGAUACACUCCGGAGGCUAAAGCUCCCGAGCUUCUUCUCGGUCAUUGGCGCCCAUACAAUGCUCUACUUUCACGUCUUCUUGCCCGUGCGCGCGAUGCGGGCGUCCGGCGACGCCACGCUGCGCCGCGUGCAGCGGUCGCCGUCGCGGAUCCACCCGCACAACAUGCUCGAGAAAAAAUCGAUUUUGGAAAAAUUCUUGACCGACGACCACCGGUUCCGAACCUUCUUGACGUUCGCGCGGAUGGAGUAUACGACCGAGCCGCUCCUGGCGCUGCAAGCAAUCGGUGCGUUUGAAGCCGGCGAGGCGUCUCUCAGUGCCGCGUCGCACCUUCUGGCGCAGUGCCUCUCGCCCCGCUGCGAGCUCGAAACCGAGGUCGGCAAACGUCUAAGUCCAGUGUACCACGACAAGCUCAUCGAAUUGCGCAACGCCGACGCGCCGCGGACGCCGCCGCAAUUUUUCCACGCGUUUCGCCAAGAGCUCUUGGUGUGGAUCCUGCACGAGCUCGUGCCCGAGUUUGUGGAACACCCGCUCGGCGUCGAGUACGUCGCGUUCAUGCGGCUCGAAAAGUCUAUGGACCGGCUCAACGUCGUCUUGGCGUGCGUCGAAGACAUUGAUACGAACUAG